AUUGAGACAGCCUCCGAGUUGUAAACAAGGACGAGCCUGGGCGGGACCCCAGCCCACGCGACUCGGAGCCCUGUCCCAAGAGGCUAAUCUUAAGCCCACGUUGCCCCAGAUACCUGCUUCUGCUUCCUCUUCCCUGUUCUUCCCACCCUUUUCCCGUCACAACUGCUGGCACCGGUGCCAGGGCACUCCGUGGUCACCGUGCCAGGCCAUUCCGUGGUGACCGCGGCCGGAGGGGCGGGGCCCAUAGUUCUUUGUCUGAUCUGAUUGGCGCGGCCUGGAGUUCAGGACGCGUUUCCAAGUUCCAGUGACUCCUCCUGUUUGGGACUCGGGGGGAGAGUGCGGGGAGACAAAUAAAACCUCGGGCGGCGGCGGCUGGUGGGAAGACUUGAACUUGAGUCUCGACCCACUGCAUCUCCGACUCUCUGCCCAGACUCUUCACUCCGCGGCACCCUCAAACCCCAGCCCAGGCCGCGGCGCACGAGCCAGCCAGCGCACCUGCAGUCCUCGCCCGGACGCGCCGCGCCCCCUCGGAACCAGGCUCUGCUCCGAGCAGCCUUCUCCCCUCAAGCCAGCCACAGUCCCUGCCAGGCCGGGUGGGCGUCAAGAUGAAGGCGGCCCGCUUCGUGCUGCGCAGCGCUGGCUCGCUCAACGGCGCCGGCCUGGUGCCCCGAGAGGUGGAGCAUUUCUCGCGCUACAGCCCGUCCCCGCUGUCCAUGAAGCAGCUACUGGACUUUGGUUCAGAAAAUGCAUGUGAAAGAACUUCUUUUGCAUUUUUGCGACAAGAAUUGCCUGUGAGGCUCGCCAACAUUCUGAAGGAAAUUGAUAUCCUCCCGACCCAAUUAGUAAAUACUUCUUCAGUGCAAUUGGUUAAAAGCUGGUAUAUACAGAGCCUGAUGGAUUUGGUGGAAUUCCAUGAGAAAAGCCCAGAUGACCAGAAAGCAUUAUCAGACUUUGUAGAUACACUCAUCAAAGUUCGAAAUAGACACCAUAAUGUAGUCCCUACAAUGGCACAAGGAAUCAUAGAGUAUAAAGAUGCCUGUACAGUUGACCCAGUCACCAAUCAAAAUCUUCAAUAUUUCUUGGAUCGAUUUUACAUGAACCGUAUUUCUACUCGGAUGCUGAUGAACCAGCACAUUCUUAUAUUUAGUGACUCACAGACAGGAAACCCAAGCCACAUUGGAAGCAUUGAUCCUAACUGUGAUGUGGUAGCAGUGGUCCAAGACGCCUUUGAGUGUUCAAGGAUGCUCUGUGAUCAGUAUUAUUUAACAUCUCCAGAAUUAAAGCUUACACAAGUGAAUGGAAAAUUUCCAGACCAACCAAUUCACAUCGUGUAUGUUCCUUCUCACCUCCAUCAUAUGCUCUUUGAACUGUUUAAGAAUGCAAUGCGGGCAACAGUUGAACACCAGGAAAAUCAGCCUUCCCUUACACCAGUUGAGGUUAUUGUUGUCUUGGGAAAAGAAGACCUUACCAUUAAGAUUUCAGAUAGAGGAGGUGGUGUUCCCCUGAGAAUUAUUGACCGCCUCUUUAGUUAUACAUACUCCACUGCACCAACGCCUGUGAUGGAUAAUUCCCGGAAUGCUCCUUUGGCUGGUUUUGGUUAUGGCUUGCCAAUUUCUCGUCUGUAUGCCAAGUACUUUCAAGGAGAUCUGAAUCUCUACUCUUUAUCAGGAUAUGGAACAGAUGCUAUCAUCUACUUAAAGGCUUUGUCUUCUGAGUCUAUAGAAAAACUUCCAGUUUUUAACAAGUCAGCCUUCAAACAUUAUCAGAUGAGCUCUGAGGCUGAUGACUGGUGUAUCCCAAGCAGGGAACCAAAGAACCUGGCAAAAGAAGUGGCCAUGUGAAGAGGGACACUCAGGACACUUUAUGGGAUCAAAGUGGGUCUGCACCAGUGCUGCUUCCUGAAUGUUUGUGUGUGAACCCUUGUUUCCUCCAAAACAAACGACAGCAACGAAAACUUCUUAAUCAGAGCACUGAUCCAAUGAGGAAUGGAGCUUGUUUCUGUGACCCAGGAGAACUUAGUGCAAGACUACAGGAGUUAACAGAUGGUCAGCUCCUUAUUUUUUAAUGUAGAAUAACUCAUGAGUUUAUAUCAAAUCCCGAAGAAAUAAGCCUCAGUUUUCCAUCUGUUUCUGAUAAGAAGAAUGAGAAAGGGAGUGAGUGUGAAGAUGGUGGUUAGCAGUUUCAAUAGACUGAUAUUUUAGGCCUCUUGUUCACAUCAAAAGAUAUUGGUGUCAGAAUACCAGCAUUUUCCUGCCAUGCAAAGGAUUAAAUCUUAGUUUACACUAUGUGGUUAGAAAUAUAUGUAAAUGUACAUUUUGAACAUAUUUAUGUGCUCUGGGAGGAAAUGCUGGUGACUAAAAUAAGGCUUACUCUGAAAGAGGAGGAAUUUUAUUCAAAGCAUUCGAACAUUUUAUUCAAAUGUUUCAAAAUUCAAAACAUUGUAUUCAAAGUUGCAGUGAAGGCAUCAACUUAUGUAAAAACUCAAGAAGGAAGGCUCCUCUGAUAAAAACACAGCUCCUUUAUUAUGCUGCUUUUCCUGUUCACUUUACACACUAAGGAAACACUUAUUGUCAGGUGCCUAGUCUUGAGUGAAUUGUUAGAUGUGCACUGAACUCGGGAUGUUGGGGAUUGAAGAGAGAGAAUUGCCAAAGUAACAGCAAAAAUAUCUCUUACUUUGCUUUGUUUAUAAAUAAAUCAGUAGAUUGGAAAAACUAGUGUUAGGGAAAGAAAUCACAUGUUCAGAGCCUAACUCAGUAGGAAGGGCUUUUCUCUACCCUGAAAUGAUGGUAAUCCAAAGGCAUCCAUUUUCUAGGCUUAAAAAUGGAUAUAUAAUAUAUAAUUAAAUAUAAAUAUAAAUUAAAUAUAAUUAUAAUAAAAUAUAAUUAAAUAUAUUUUUGAUAUAUUUAAUUAUAUUCUCUACACUCCAGCAUUAAUAUGUCUGCUUAAAAAUUUCUGAUUCUCAAAUGGCUCAAGAACAUUAGAAUUUAAGUAUCUUUUAGAGUAAUUUUUUUAAGCGAAUAGGCUGGACGUAAGAGAUUCUCAUGCCAGCAUGCUUUCAUUUGUGAAUUGUGACUGAGAGCUAAUGAAUGACACCUGAAAAGCAUAUGGUAUUUUGGGAGAGUUAAGGUAUAAUUUGAAGGUUGGCAGGCCAGUCGCACUGAUUACUCUUAGAGAAGAAGGAAUGGAAAAAUGAAAGAAGGUAGGAAGGAAAGAAAGGAUAUAGGAAGAGAGGGAAGCAGAAGGCAGGCAUUUUUCUAUUUUCCCUACAAAUUAUUUCAAAAAAAUCCUAUAUUUUCAUGGAUAUGUCAUUGGCAAGAGGAAGAACUGGUGUUUUGAAAGCAGUAUGGAUUCUUUAAAUGGCUCUCACUCUUACAAGAUAGUAGGCUUUUAUGAGAUCAUAAACUUACCCGUGUUGAUUAACAUUUAAACUGGCAUAUAGAAAAAAAGGAGGAUUUUUCUGCAUUGUAAAAUAAUCAGUAUGGUUUAUAUGUUGAAUUGGACAUUUGUGUGUAAUUUCAUGGUGGCCUGGUGUUGUGGUGCUUCUGGUAAUGGUAAUAGAAGCUCAACUAUUUUCUUGUGGAUUUCAGAUUUUAUCAUCAGAAGUCCUAGACAGUGACAUUUCUUAAUGGUGGGAGUCCGGCUCAUGCAUUUCUGAUUAUACAAAACAGUUUGCAGUAGGUUAUUUGUCAUUUCAGUUUUUUACUGAAAUUUGAGCUAAACAUUUUUACAUGUAGAUGCUUGUAUUUACCAAAGAUUUAAAUCAGUUGAUUAAUUAAUUAACUAAAAUACUGUGAACUAUCUUUAAAACACUAGAAAAAAGAAAUGUUAGUAUCUCAAUUACACCAACUGUGCAAAUGAACUUUGAUAAAAUAGAAAUAAUCUACAUUGGUAUUUGUGAAAUCUGGGGAAGAGCUUUAGGAUUCUAGAAGAGGAUACUGAAUACUCAGGCCCACUUAAAUUAUUAAUGUAUACAUUGUGUUUUUGUCUUUAUGCUAUGUACAGAGAAAUGUGAUAAUUUUUUAUAAUAAAUAUUUUUUAUGAUGAUAAAA
Molecule: messenger RNA, 4049 nt
Organism: Pongo pygmaeus (Bornean orangutan)
Lineage: Eukaryota; Metazoa; Chordata; Mammalia; Primates; Hominidae
Gene: PDK4
Product: pyruvate dehydrogenase kinase 4
Exons: 11
Coding region: 606-1841 (411 amino acids)
Biological process (GO): regulation of glucose metabolic process; protein phosphorylation
Cellular component (GO): mitochondrion
Molecular function (GO): pyruvate dehydrogenase (acetyl-transferring) kinase activity
Source: RefSeq, a predicted model, not a curated record